AUGGCGAUUGAUGACUUUGCUAUCGAGCUAAAGUCAUAUCAGGAGACUGAGGUGGAAGCGGAUCAAACUAUAGAUACUGUUGAUUUAUCAAUAACUGAUCCGGAACCCACGGAAACAACUUCGGGGAGUCCUUCGAUCUCCGAUGCCGGAAGUGGAGUUCCUCAUGAGCAAAUUUCUCCGGAUCGACUGGAUCACAUGGAUGAGGAUGACGAUGUGGUUCCAUCUUUCCCGCUUGAAGAACUGGAUCGGCUCGACGAUAUGAUCGCGAGGAUUCGUUGGGUUGUUCCAGUUCUUCCUCGCGGUGAAUUAGAAGUUCUCCUUCUCGCCUGCAUUGACUUGGCGAAACGAGGUGUUGACCACAAGUGUGAACCGUGUCAAAAGUUCAUUAGAGAAGGGCUUACCCUGUCUUUUCAAAGAAUUUUAACUGACGAAGCUGUCAGUGGAUGGAAGUACGACAUUCACAGGGCCAUCCAAAGAAAUUGCGAACGCCUCGUGGAUCUAUGUGUCGUGAAAGUAGUGCACGAUAGCUAUCCACUACUGGAUUUACUUGCCAUGGUAUUCAAUCCGUCAACGAAGUUCCAGUUGGUGAAUAGUUCGCGGACUUCAGAAACACUUAAUGCUAGCACUCAGGGAGGAAAUCAAAGCAUUCAAGCCCUUCAAGAUUUGGAUAAUUUUUACGCAUUACCUCCGGAUUUGCGGACUCCGCGUGGGUGGCUUGUCGAUAUAAUCAACCGCUUCGGGGCAAAAGGAGGAUUCCAGGCUUUAACGCUGCGUUUCAACCGUGAAGACAAUCUUAGUGUGCCGUUGAUAUUUGCCCUGUUGCGACCAUUUGGCCUUGCUAGUGAAUUUUUGACACCCAAUACUAUUCGGAGGUUCUUCAUGCCGCUUGUCGAACGUAUCCCUACUUAUUUGGAGAACCUCACUGAUGAUGAGCUGAAGAAAGAAGCCAAGCUCAAUGUUGAUAUAAAAAAUGAUGCCUUGUCAAGUAUCGUGAAAUGGCUUCGGGCAUUUGUUCUUCGUCUGCCACCAUAUCCCGAGCAAGAAGAAACAGCAAAAAAUCUGGAAAUUUUUAGGCUAAAAAUGAUCCUGCGUUUGCUGGAAAUUUCGUCUUUUAACGGAAAGAUGAACGCACUGAACGAGCUGAACAAGGCAAUUGCUAGUAUUUCAUACACGCAUUCGCGGCACAGCGUAGACGACGACGAAUGGCUCACCACUGAGCGGAUGGCUAGGUGGAUUGAAGAAAACCGCGUACUUCAGAUAAUUCUGCGUGACUCGCUACAUCAGCCGCAGUACGUCGAAAAGCUGGAGAAAAUCAUCAGAUUCUCAAUCAAGGAGAAAGCCAUGACCACGGAUGACCUAGACACGAUCUGGGCAGCACAGAUCGGAAAACAUGAAGCUAUUGUCAAAAAUGUUCAUGAUCUGCUUGCGAAGCUUGCGUGGGACUUCUCUCCUGAGCAGCUCGACCACCUUUUUGAAUGCUUUCAGGCGAGCUGGAGCCACGCGAACCAAAAGCAACGUGAAAAGCUCCUGGAAUUGAUACGUCGUUUAGCGGAAGAUGACAAAGAAGGCGUGAUGGCAACGAAGGUCCUUAGUUUGUUGUGGAACUUGGCACAUUCUGAAGACCUGCCUACUGAAAUAAUGGAUCAAGCACUUCAAGCGCACCGUGCCAUUUUAGAUUACUCAUGUUCUCAAGAUCGUGAUUCGCAAAAAACAGUCUGGCUUGAGCGCUGCGUGGCAGAAGUCAAGGAAGGACGUUGGGUGAUACCAACUCUGAAGCAGAUCCGCGAAAUUUGUCGCUUAUACGAAGAAUCUUUCACUCACACGGCGAAUUAUGGCUCUGUCAACUCUGGUUCUGCCGGUAUGGGACCUCAUCAUCACAUUCAAGGAGGAAGCAGCGGAUUGUACCCGGGUCAGCAUUCAUCCAAGGGGCCCCAGUCAGCGCCAAGACACGAGGUCAUCACGCAUUUACAUAAUUCUCACUCGCUGGUUGUUGAGGUUGCAAAUAACUUGGAAAAGUACAUGUCAGAGGCCAGAGAAUAUCUGAAAGGCGAGUCUCGAGAAGGUCAGCUUUGGCUGGCUGAGCCGCAAGCACAGAAGAUUUGGAGGUGCUUGGCACAGGAAGGUAUUUUCAGCAGCGACAGAGAAGCUUGUUUCAAGUGGUUCUCGAAGCUAAUGGGAGACGAACCCGAUCUGGACCCGGAGAUCAAUCGAAGCUUCUUCGAAACUGUCAUCCUUCAGUUUGAUCCCACGUUGCUUACCGAAAGUGGCAUGAAAUGUUUCGAGCGAUUUUUCAAGUCCGUGAAUGCCAAAGAACAGAAGUUGAUCCUCAAGCGACGGAAUUAUCAGAUGAAUGAUUAUGAUUUGAUCGGAAUGGAUUAUAUUUGGCGGGUAAUUCAUAACAGUGGGGAAGAAAUCGCCAACCGUGCAAUCGAACUUCUUCGGGAAAUUCACACUAAUCUAGGGCCAAAACUUCAGGCUCAGCAAGUCCAGCUUCAUGAGGAUUUCAUCACGUCCUGCAUGGAUAGGUUACGUGCAUUAUACGACACCAUUUCUAUACUGAUGACGUCUGACAAAGAUCAUGAAAGUGAUGUCGCUUCGAAGGAGAAGCUUACCAUGGAAGUUGUUCGUGUAUGCCGUGUUCUCAAAGUGCUCUACGAGUACAUCGUCCACUGUGAUUACGAUUACCCUGUGGAUCGGGUUUUCUUGCCUCUGGCUAGAGCGUAUCGAGGUAAAGCGGUCACGCUGACGACACGUUUCCAGAGUCAAAGUCGUGGAACGGAGGAUAUUGAAAUCUGGUCGCACACCAACGAUUCCUUGGGAUCCGUGAGGCGACAGAUAAUCUCUCGUCUGAAAGCUCAGCCCGCCCAUACCAGGGUCGAACUUUACCUGGGUGGCGAAAUCUUAGAACGAACGGACGACAGGAAGCUGAUUUCUCAAAUUCCUAUCCGGGAUAAAGCCCAUUUAACUGGGAAAAUCGUAUCCGCCAUGCCGUCAUCACCGGAUAGCUCUUCGGACAGUUCUGGAGCCGGUGGUGCUGGAAGUCCGCAACACAGCGUUUCAGGCGUUGUUCCCGGUGAAAUGGAGCCGAAUUUGUCCGCCGAAAAGGCUUUGCCUGGUUAUCGUAUGAGCCAGAAACGAGAAUGGACCGAAUUUCUUUUCAAACUUUGGGAUCUUGGCGCGGCCUUGGGCAAUUCCGUUUUAAGGAAUUCAGCCUGUGGCGUUUUGCGAUUGAUUCCCCCGGAUGAGUCCAUUAAGGAAGAGCUUGUGACGGCUUGUGCUGAAAUCGCCGCGAAGAAAGAAGCGAGAAGUAACGUCAUCAGUGGAGGGCAUGAGUCGCUUGAAGAAUUUUACUUUGGAAGAUCCCCGAGCCAAGUCCUUUACUAUUUGGAGGUAACUUACGCACUCCUGAUUCCUGCCGCUAUCAUGUUGAGACCAGUGACAGAACUAGCAGAGAAGUUCCAGCGUGACUUCGUGAGGGCUGGUGGAGUUUCGGUCAUUUGCCGGCUGUUGACCGACCCGAACUUCAUGGUGGAGGCGAAUUAUGAGGUCGACGGAUCUGCAUUGAAGGCAGCUUUCCAGACAGUGACGAGACUCGCAAAAUUGUUGUUCACGACCGUCGUUCACGGCCUGCUUUCCCUGAAAUUGCCACUAGAGGAAACGCGUUCCCCUCGGAAGAUGGAGAAGCUUCGCCAAGCGCUGUCUUUCAUUCCCAACCCGACAUACGAUGUUUUCAUUCGACAGGUUGCCCGGGAGCUCGGGGAACAAAUGCCGGUUGAAACUUCGCGGGUGAUCCCUGACGAGAAGGUUGUGUAUGCCUUGAUCAAGUUAUCAUGGUGUGCUGCUUACGGGCGUGUGGAGUGCUUUAAAACGGCGACUGCUGAGACGAUGAAAAAUUUCCAGCGGGAAUACCAGUUGAGAGUCACGGAGGCGGUCGAGUUGCAGCGUGAUCAAGUCGACGACGAUGAUCAAGGACAGCAUAAUAGCUUUGAUUCUUUAAGCUCACGGGCACCUGUGAUUGUCGGCGCCGACCAAGAUGAUCUGUACUUAUGCCGAGAGGCACUGGAAACACUGACUGUUGCAUUGGCUGUGUGUCCUGAAAACCUGGAUAAGCUCAUCUACGAAAACGAAAUAUGGCCGAGCUUUGUGAUCGACAUGUUGCUUUUGGCCCCGAUGAAGUUUGUCCGGAUCGCUGUAGCCGAACAAAUGUCGUUAAUGGCGAUGAGAUGUUGUUCUGAGGAUGCUCUGGUGAAAUUCAUUCAGCCAACGCUGUUCUCCGUUCUACACACAUCAACGGUUACGCAUCAUGAUGGCAUUUCACAUGAGUACUUCAACGCAAUUGCCAAGCUUAUUACGGAUAUGUUCUACUCCGAGAACUCGUCCCCGAACGAAAUCAAUGACUGGGAAUUCGCCUUACCUGUUGGACCCAGGUCUUCGAAGGGUUUCGUUGGUCUAAAAAAUGCCGGAGCGACGUGUUACAUGAAUUCGGUUAUGCAACAGUUGUUUAUGGUCGAGCCCGUUCGUCAGGGUAUUUUGAGUGCCGAGGGGGCCAUAGUCGAUCCCGAUGAAGAUUUCUCCGGCGAAGACAUGCGCUCCGAUUCCAUCGGGCCUGUUGUUUCUCUGGAAAGUCCUCAAGUGUCCGAGGAUCUGCAAUCGCCACAUCGAGGACAGAAUCAAAUGACUGAGUAUAACAUCGGAAUUUUGAAGCAAAUACAGGCGAUCUUUGGCCAUCUUGCCGCAUCUCGACUACAGUAUUACAUUCCGCGUGGACUCUGGAAGCAGUUCAGAAUAAAUGGCGAGCCUGUAAAUUUACGAGAGCAGCACGACGCUGUUGAGUUUUACAACUCCCUCGUUGAGUCUCUGGACGAAGCAUUGAAAACUCUCGGUCACGAACAAGUCAUGUCCCGUGUUCUGGGUGGUUCCUACGCGGACCAGAUCAUCUGUCGUGGGUGUCCCCACCGUUAUUCCCGAGAAGCCGGGUUCACGGUUCUCAUCAUCGACAUUCGGAACCAUAGUAAUAUCUACGACUCGCUCGAGAACUACGUGAAAGGUGAGCUGUUGGAAGGAGCCAAUGCGUAUUAUUGCGAAAAGUGCGACAAGAAGGUGGAUACCGUGAAGCGGAUGUGCAUUAAGAAGUUGCCACGAGUCCUGACUAUUCAGCUGAAGCGGUUUGAUUACGAUUGGGAGCGUGAGUCGCCGGUUAAAUUCAACGACUACUUCGAGUUCUCUCGGGAAUUGGACAUGGAACCCUAUACUGUGAGAGGUUUGGCCAAGUUGGAUGGCGACGUGAUGCAAGACGAGGAUGACUUAAUCGAGGAGACGGAAGGAGGAGGAGACCGUAGAGCUUCAUCAGAUACCAGUCGAUACAAGUUAACGGGCAUUGUUGUUCAUAGUGGGCAGGCAUCAGGCGGACACUACUAUUCUUACAUCUUGCAUGGAUCGAAUCCUGCGGCAGCCAAAUGGCACCAACAGCUCAACUUGCAUAACCUUCAGUAUCAGUCGCAUUAUCAAAGCGUAGCCGGCCGACAUUUUUCUGAAUCCGGUCUCGGCGAUGACAUGGAUUCCAUUUGCCGCCCUUUCUCUGAUAUGACUCUGAAUGAAUGUUCUCCUGGUUUCCCUAAAAUGCCUGCGCCGAUUGAGCGGAGCGUGAAGUUGGCCAACAUGCGAUUCGCCCACAAUUUGAACCAGUUUCAACCGGAAUAUUUUGUUUUCAUGAAGCGUCUGUUGUCGUGCAAUUUGUACGUGCCAAUUUCAAUGCCUCAGAAUCAAGUUGGGCAUGAGGGAAUGCCUCUCGUUUCCUUCAUUAAGAGGAUUGCAAAACCGGACGAAAUGGAGGAAGCCAUGUUGACGACGACUGUACUCGGAUGUAAAUUCCUCAUCCGAGUUGGCUUUCGAACGAAGAAGUCCACUCGUGGGAACGCGAAUGACUGGCAAGAUAUUCUGAGCACUGCCCUGAAGCAUUCCCGGCGCGCUCGCGAAUUCCUUGCCUACAACGUGUUGCUUUCGCCGAUGUUAACCCGGAAGGCCGUGAUGUGCGAAUUCCUGUUGGAAUGCUCGACGCAAGAAGUGCGUUCAGCAUUCGGCAAACUCAUCGCCGCUCUCGCUCACGCCUGCCUCGUGAUCGACGGCUCUCAGGUGAUCCACAUAGCGAAAAAACCGAUCGAAAGUUCGUCUAGUGAAAUUGGCUCCCCGGAAGACUUUGCUGCAGUCCCGCUGACCGGCGAGAUGACCAACACGUUCCUUCUCAAAGCCUGUCUCAGCAUGUUGGACAAGGAGGUUCCGGAACACGGACGUAAUCUGAGCCAGUAUUUCGGGCUAUUCCAUCAUUACGCAAUGCUUGGAACGAAGGAUAAGCUCCAGCUCUUGAAGUUGGACGUGCCGCGUCUGUUUAUGCAAAUUGCAACGGAUGAGGGUCCUGGUCAACCGAUAAAGUAUCAAUUUGCGGAUCUGGGGAAAUUGUUUUCGACGGUAUCGCUUCUUGUGCGCUCCUGUGAUGUCUCCUCUCAUUGCCAGAGCGCCCCUAAUUCAAAGACUGUCAAGCCGUUGGACAAUGAGUAUGCCGAAGGCGAGCCUGUGAUGCAAGUGCCUCCUAGCAUUGUCGAACUGUUGUAUAGCAAGCAGCAGUAUGUGAAGAAGAUCAUUGAGGAUGCUCACGCAUCCGACGAUACGUUGCGGUUACUGCAGUUCGCGAGCUGGGAAAAUGCUAGUUUUUCUUCCCUCGUGCUCGGUGAACUGUUGUGGCAGAUCGCGUAUUCGUACAGCUGCGAAUUGCGUCCGUUCCUAGACUUAUUGUUCGCCAUGUUGACCAUAAAGGACACGUGGCAAACUCAUAGGAUCCAUAACGUGCUGAAAGGCGUUGGUGAGGAGAGAGAAGGGCUCUUGGAUACUAUCCAGCGGUCCCAGUCGCACUUUCAAAAGAGAGCGUACAUGUGCAUCAAGUGGUUGGUGUCGUUGUUUGAAAAGUGUACGAUAGCUUUCGAGAUGCUGAAUUCUGUCGGAGAUUUCAAGCGAAAGUGGAACUCGGUCAUCAACUGGCUUCAUAAGGAGCUGGAAGGGCGGCCACCUUAUGCAGGCGGUCAGUAUUCGUACGCAGCUUGGUCACCACCGGCACAGUCGAACGAAACCUCAACGGCUUACUACGUUGAACGAUCUGCAUCUGCGAGAUUGCUGCUUGAAAAGGCGAUGACGCUCUGCCCCGAGGACGAACCCGAUACCGAGGAACAAAGUGAAGAACCGGCGAGUGACACUCCAUUGAUCGGCGGUGCCCCGGCGGAAGACGAGGAAGACGUGGAAGAAGAAGAAGAGGACGAGCGUCGCCCUCAGUUUUCCUUCACGGUCAUCACCUCGAAGAAGGAAAGACUUACCCCGGCGCUCUUCAAGGAACAAAAACAUUUCAACUACUCCUUGACGGAUUCGACACCGUUGCCGUCGACGUUGCCACACUCGGCCGUGCUUUCGCCCGUCCUUCCCUUCAAUAAUAACAACAACAAUGCCGACAACAACAACGCGCCUGCUCGGUUCUCGCAGACAGGCAGAGGAGAAGAACUGGUAGAAACUGAUAGACCAGAAGUUAGGAACAUCCCCAUCAAUGUGGAAAGUCCGGACGGGUCGAAGUGGUUGAUGAAAGGAGUGCUGUUUACGGACCCUCCGCCAUCGCCCACAGAACAGGAGCCCCCGAAUAAAUGACGGGCUGAGUGACAGACUUGUCUGCUUGACUUUUGUGGAUUUUAGUGCUUAAUCCACUGCAUACUCGGCUCUCGCGUUGCGCCAUGAUCCCAGCUCUUCGUUUCGGAUUCCCCCCCGUAUGUUCCCGUACAGAAAUCCCGAUCCUCGUUUAUUAUUAUUUUGUUUUUUUCUCAUGAAGAAAAUGUUCCGGAAGUCGUCUGGGGAUAUUGCAUGUGGCACUUGUGCUUUUUUUUAAAGGUUCUCUUGCCUCUUCAACACCCGCACGGGCAGGUUUAUUUCGCGUUUGGGCUCGUUUUCUACUCGCCUUGAAAUACUUCCCAGCUGUAUAAAAUGCUUUCUGAACUUAUUUUUCCGAAUUAGAAUCGAAAGUGGCAACGCAAGCGCCUUUUUCUAAUUCCGGAAAAGUUACGUGAAGCCGAUUUUUUCGUAUACGAGAUGCGUUUAAAUGUACGAGUGGUUCGAACUUGAAAAUAUUAUGAUCAUUUAGAUUUCAUUCACGCGAGUUUGUUACUGUGAUUUUUGCGAAAUCCCGCGCGGGUGUUGAGAGUGAGAGAACCCAAGUUUAAGCUGGAGAUUCUGAGCAGCCGCCGGGUGACUAUAAUGUGUUCGGCUUUCGUGCUAGUCUCCUUGCCCUUGGUUUUCAAGAAUUCAAACUUUUUUUCACUCCGCCGUGAAUUUAGGGGCAAAACCUGUUCGAGAAGAGUGUCAAGACUUUCGAGAAGGGAAAUACGAUAAAUGGAGCGCUAAUCAAUGCGCGUUCCUUUGCCCGAAUAUUAUUUUAUGGUGAGGGAUUUUAUCGCGAGCUGGAGGUCGAAUCUGGGGGAUUCUGCUGCUGUGAGCUUUAGCUGCUAUUCAGGAAGGAAAAAAAAAAACUCGAAUCCCCGUCGCUGGGAUUUGCAAAUGCUGUUGAAAGGGAAAAAAGAACCCCGGGAUUCGAAUCCAACUAUUUUUUCGUGGCGGGCGUCUGAAACGGCGGAAGGGUUCCUAGCUGAGAGAAAAGUUUGAAUACGACUGCGUAUUGUGGACAAUGGGGUCGUUUAUUGAUACAAUUGUCUGUGGUAGGGAUUAACGUGUGUGUCCCUGAUGAAAUCCACAUGAUAGGGCAUCACUAUGAUAUUUUUUGGUUUCUAUGCACGCACGUCACGGUAUACUUCCGUUUUUUUUCCUCCGUAAUUAUUUAUGUACUCGGUCAACUUUCAAAACUGAUUCAUUCCGCCAAAAUGACGCGUCCCGAUGACGACUCGGAGAAACGAUUUUCUCGCUUAUCCUGAAGUACCAGUUCGGUAUUUAUUCACUGUUAUUAAAAUCCCUUGUAUAUCUCCAGCAACUCCUGCAAUUUCCAACUAGCGUGGAUUUUUUAAAGAAUAAAUUCCAGUCGAUGUUUCCUCGUCCUAUUAUUGUACAUAGAUGUUCCCUGAAUUCUGGUUAGGCAUCGACUUUGGUAAAGUUAACAUGAAAGGAUUGGAGCGACACCUACCUAGCGUUCGACAAGUUCAGCUUGAAAAGGCAGUACAUUCUCACGCGUCACUAAAAUCCUGUGAUUUUUUUACGAGGAUCAAGAGCAUGAAGAAUGUGAAAUUUUAAAAUGUAUUUAAUAGUGAUAAGAAUGCUAUGAAUCAGUUGGGACGCUUUCUUUGAGUCGUGCAUCGGGAUGUGUUCAGUUUUGACGAAAAUUGAGUCAUUGACGAGUAUGACCCAUGUGAGCGGGACGAAAGCAGCGAGGAUGUGUGAAAGAUUUUUUCACGGGCAACGUGAUGGAGCUUCUCCGUAGACCAGGAGAAGGGUGAUGUUUCCAUUCGCUCCCUGUUUUUUUUUAUUUAUCUCGCGCUUAGAAUGAAAGUUUGUGCAAUUGGCUUUGAGAAUCGAACUUUUUUGCUCUAUUUUCCAUCCGAUGAUGAUGAUGAAAGGACGAGUGCGAGUUGCGUUGUAGUUUUUAUUUUGUUGGAACGGCUUUUCCGCUUCCCGUUGCUAGUGACUGGUUACGCGAAGAAUGCGCAUGGGGGGAAUUUUUUUGUUAUAUGGAGGAAAGCUUUCGUGUUGAUGGUGUGCUUGUUGCUGGGCGGCGAGGCGCCCGCAAUUUUUUUUCGGUGUCGGAGGCGAGUGAUCAUGGAUCGGAGGGUAUCGAAUGUUUAGUGGCGGUGCGGCGGCCGGGGAUUGGAUUUGAAACAUGGUUCACGAUCUGUCGCAAAAAAAGUAAUUGCCUUUUGCCUCCUUGAA
This is a messenger RNA of Notodromas monacha, 9900 nucleotides long. Lineage: Eukaryota; Metazoa; Arthropoda; Ostracoda; Podocopida; Cyprididae. The record is from the annotation of a GenBank genome assembly.